Exophiala spinifera is the source of this 1542-nucleotide messenger RNA. RefSeq lists its product as uncharacterized. Gene Ontology annotation, molecular function: protein serine/threonine phosphatase activity. The transcript has 2 exons. Bases 1 to 1542 code for a protein of 513 amino acids. The record is from RefSeq and is a predicted model, not a curated record. NCBI's taxonomy places the organism in Eukaryota, Fungi, Ascomycota, Eurotiomycetes, Chaetothyriales, Herpotrichiellaceae.
AUGAACUCUCUCAAUCUCAUCUCAUCCCGAGUUAUCGGACAAAGCCCAUCCCCUACACGACCUCGUUCAAGAUCCCAAGGCGAACCGCUCAAGAAAGGAUACGACGAAGACAACCAUAGAGGCAGGUCGUACAGCCACGAUCGUACAGCUCAGACUAAACAAGAGACCGAGGUUGAACUGUCAGAUGUGCUGAGCGCGUUACAGUCUCCGGACGAUGAGGAUGCUCCGAUCAAGGACGAAGACGAGCAGGAGCCGCUACUAGGUUCCGAUGAAAAGGGAGUUCUGGACAACAAUUAUCAUGGAUGGCAGGCAUUUUUGAAGAGACUGACGGAUGCCAUAACUGCGAUUCUGGCAGCCAUUGGCGCCCCCAUUGUCUACGUUGCAAGACACCUGAGAGGCCCAGAUGGCAAGUUCUCCCCAGUACCACGAUGGACGCGACAAGAUCAGAUAUCCGACAGUACUACUACGUCCAAUGCCAACGGUCUCGCCGACGCCACCCACGAUAGCGCCUGGAGCUUAGAGAAGCCCACCCACCGUGCGCUGCAGGAUACCAAACUACGCCACUCGUAUUCAUCCGACUCGACCAACACGGCUUCGGAUUCGGAUUCUGAGCAGCGCAAGGCCGAAAAAGCUUCGCGAAAGACCAAGCCAAGGAAGGAGAAGAGCGUGCGCGAGGAAUCAGAAACACGGCGAUCUUCUAUUCGUAUCAAGGAACAGACUGACCCUGCCCUGAAACGACGCAGGCAGAAGAAAGCUGCGAGUCCAUUGGGUGACAAUGGCCCUUUGACGGUCGACAACAUCAAGUCGCCAACUUCUCCUUCCCCUUCCCUGAAGAUGACGCGAUAUCCGCAUGCGCCACAGCCACUGCGACCUCUAAUUCCGCGACGACAGCCGUCAUAUGCCAACCUCGUGCCUCGUCCGCCGACCCGUGGUUCCGCGCCAUUGCAGCAAAAGACGUUGAUUCUGGAUCUCGAUGAAACACUCAUCCACUCCCUAGCCAAAGGCGGUCGCAUGUCUUCUGGGCACAUGGUCGAAGUCAAGUUGAACGUGCCUAUCGCUCUCAGUUCCCCUCAGCCUGGUCAGGUCACCUCAGUCCUGGGACCACAACAUCCCAUCUUGUACUACGUGCACAAGCGGCCUCAUUGUGACGAGUUCCUCCGAAAAAUCUCCAAGUGGUACAAGCUAGUUGUCUUUACUGCCUCGGUGCAGGAAUAUGCAGACCCUGUAAUUGACUGGCUAGAGCAAGAGCGGAAAUAUUUUGUUGGGCGAUACUAUCGACAGCAUUGCACUUUCAGAAACGGAGCCUACAUCAAGGACCUGAGCAGCAUUGAACCUGAUUUGAGCAAGGUGAUGAUUCUGGACAACAGUCCAGUCAGUUACAUUUUCCACGAAGACAACGCGAUACCGAUUGAGGGAUGGAUCAAUGAUCCGACAGAUAAUGACUUACUCCAUUUGAUACCCAUGUUAGAGGCCCUGCAGUACGUGACGGAUGUGAGGGCACUGCUGGCCCUUCGACGAGGAGAGGCAGACGCGGCCUCGUAG